Molecule: messenger RNA, 3861 nt
Organism: Homo sapiens (human)
Lineage: Eukaryota; Metazoa; Chordata; Mammalia; Primates; Hominidae
Source: RefSeq, a predicted model, not a curated record
GCCUCAGCCGCCUCAGCCGCGGUCGCCGCCGCUUCGGCUGACUUAGGCUCCGCCGCCGCCUCCUCACCCGCCUCGCCCCGACCCCGCCCGGGCCUCCCGGCCUCUCCCCGCCGGCCCGCGGGCUCGCCGUCCGGCGCAGGGCAGCACAUUGGAGAUAUAUUUCCACAGCAUCUGGCUUUUCUUGUUCCUGUUCUGAAGUAAAUGUAACUGCUAUCCUCUGGAGGACUGUCUACAAGAGAGAAGCUCCCCACGUGGUUCCGUCUUCAGAAGGGAGGAAAACACAGAAGACGAGGGCUGAAAGAUGGCAUUGGACUUGGCACAGGGAUGGUCAGGAGGUCCUGAGUCACUUUGAGAAGGUCGGUAGGCUCCACGACAAAAGUCAACCCUUCUGUAAAUCACCUGCUGUGGUUAUGAUGCUCUGAGUUCAAUACGUCUGAACCUUUGCUGUCUAUGGAUCUGCUCUAAACCUUAUAGCCUGCUUAUGGGGGAAGGUGACGCCUUCUGGGCCCCAUCUGUCCUUCCUCACAGCACCCUCAGCACCUUAAGCCACCACCCUCAGCCACAAUUUGGCAGAAGGAUGGAGUCCAAGGUCUCAGAAGGUGGCCUGAAUGUGACCCUCACCAUCCGCCUGCUGAUGCAUGGAAAGGAAGUUGGAAGCAUCAUCGGGAAGAAAGGAGAAACUGUGAAGAAGAUGCGUGAGGAGAGUGGUGCAAGGAUCAACAUCUCAGAGGGAAACUGCCCAGAGAGGAUUGUGACCAUCACAGGCCCCACAGACGCCAUCUUCAAGGCCUUUGCCAUGAUCGCAUACAAGUUUGAGGAGGAUAUCAUCAACUCCAUGAGCAACAGCCCUGCCACCAGCAAGCCCCCAGUGACGCUGAGGCUGGUGGUGCCUGCCAGCCAGUGUGGGUCCCUGAUCGGCAAAGGAGGCUCCAAGAUCAAGGAGAUCAGGGAGUCCACAGGUGCCCAGGUGCAGGUGGCUGGGGACAUGCUGCCCAACUCCACGGAGCGAGCGGUGACCAUCUCGGGGACCCCAGAUGCCAUCAUCCAGUGCGUCAAGCAGAUCUGUGUGGUCAUGCUGGAGUCCCCACCGAAAGGUGCCACCAUUCCCUACCGCCCAAAGCCCGCCUCCACCCCUGUCAUUUUUGCAGGUGGUCAGGCCUACACAAUCCAGGGACAGUAUGCCAUCCCUCACCCGGAUCAGUUGACCAAGCUCCACCAGUUGGCCAUGCAGCAAACCCCCUUUCCUCCCCUCGGACAGACCAACCCCGCUUUCCCCGGAGAAAAGCUGCCUUUACACUCCUCCGAAGAAGCUCAAAAUCUGAUGGGCCAGUCAUCAGGACUACAAGCAAACCCUUAAGGAGGAAGAUCAGUCUGUGCUGGAUUUGCCUGCACCCCUCCCGACUUGCAUUAAAAUGUUCAUUCCUCAGAUACUGUGGGGUAGCACAUAGAUUUGUAGAUUCAGUGACCAAGGCCAUGAAACAGACACAGUUGUUUGCCUGGGGCUUAGCAGGUUCCUAGGUGCCCGUGAAGAAGAUGCCACACACGCACCACACCUUGUGGCUCCAUGUGCACAUGGCCGGUGCCACAGUGGCUUCCUGGUGGCCAGGCAGGUGUCCUGUAAUGACCCUCCCCUCACCAAGGCCCUGAGGACUGCAGUGCACACACAUGCCAGCCACAGCAGGGUUAAAUUGGGUGGGCAGCGAUGGGAGGUGUUUGUGGCCUCUUUGAAUGCUGCGGCCAGGAGACUUCCAGCGUGGGCUUGGACUGCAGGUUGGGGCAGCCUCCUUUACCCCUGGUACCUGGAAUGUCGUCAUCUUCAUAAGAAACAGACUCACCUGGGCCGUGCUGUCCUGAGAUGAGUGAACACGUCGGCCAUGCCGUCCUGAGAUGAACAAACACGUCGGCCAUGCUGUCCUGAGAUGAACAAACACGUCGGCCGUGCCGUCCUGAAAUGAAUGAACACAUCAGCCAUGCUGUCCUGAAAUGAAUGAACACAUCGGCCAUGCUGUCCUGAGAUGAAUGAACACCUGGGCCAUGCCGUCCUGAAAUGAAUGAACACGUCGGCCAUGCCGUCCUGAGAUGAAUGAACACAUCGGCCAUGCUGUCCUGAGAUGAACAAACACCCGGGCCAUGCUGUCCUGAGAUGAACGAACACCCGGGCCAUGCUGUCCUGAGAUGAACGAACACCUGGGCCAUGCUGUCCCGAGAUGAAUGAACAUGUCGGCCGUGCCGUCCUGAGAUGAAUGAACACAACGGUCAUGCUGUCCUGAGAUGAAUGAACACCUGGGCCAUGCCAUCCUGAAAUGAAUGAACACAUUGGCCAUGCUGUCCUGAGGUGGAUGAACACCUAGUCCAUGCCAUCCUGAGAUGAAUGAACACAUCAGCCAUGCCGUCCCGAGAUGAAUGAACACAUCGGCCAUGCUGUCCUGAGAUGAACGAACACCUGGGCCUUGCCGUCCUGAGAUGGAUGGACACCUGGUCCAUGCCGUCAUGAGAUGAAUAAACACAUCAGCCAAGCUAUCCUGAGAUGAAUGAACACAUCAGCCAUGCUGUCCUGAGAUGAGUGAACACCUGGUCCAUGCCAUCCUGAGAUGAAUGAACACAUCGGCCAUGCCGUCCUGAGAUGAAUGAACACAUCGGCCAUGCUGUCCUGAGAUGAACAAACACCUGGGCCAUGCUGUCCUGAGAUGAACGAACACCUGGGCCAUGCCGUCCUGAGAUGAACGAACACGUCGGCCAUGCCGUCCUGAGAUGAACGAACACCCGGGCCAUGCUGUCCUGAGAUGAACGAACACCUGGGCCAUGCUGUCCCGAGAUGAAUGAACACGUCGGCCGUGCCGUCCUGAGAUGAAUGAACACAACAGUCAUGCUGUCCUGAGAUGAAUGAACACCUGGGCCAUGCCAUCCUGAAAUGAAUGAACACAUUGGCCAUGCUGUCCUGAGGUGGAUGAACACCUGGUCCAUGCCAUCCUGAGAUGAAUGAACACAUCAGCCAUGCCGUCCCGAGAUGAAUGAACACAUCGGCCAUGCUGUCCUGAGAUGAACGAACACCUGGGCCUUGCCGUCCUGAGAUGGAUGGACACCUGGUCCAUGCCGUCAUGAGAUGAAUAAACACAUCAGCCAAGCUAUCCUGAGAUGAAUGAACACAUCAGCCAUGCUGUCCUGAGAUGAGUGAACACCUGGGCCAUGCCGUUCUGAGAUGAAUGAACACAUCGGCCAUGCUGUCUUGAGAUGAAUGAACACAUCAGCCAUGCCGUUCUGAGAUGAAUGAACACAUCGGCCACGCCGUCUUGAGAUGAAUGAACACAUCGGCCAUGCCAUCCUGAGAUGAAUGAACACAUUGGCCAUGCUGUCUUGAGAUGAAUGAACACCUGGGCCAUGCUGUCUUGAGAUGAAUGAACACCUGGGCCAUGCUGUCCUGAGACGAAUGAACACCUGGGCCAUGCUGUCUUGAGAUGAAUGAACACAUCAGCCAUGCUCUCCUGAGAGGGAUGAACACCUGGGCCUUGCCGUCCUGAGAUGAAUGAACACAUUGACCAUGCUGUCCUGAGAUGAUUGUCCUGGUUAUGCAGACAUUUCUUUAUAUUAUUUGCUUAACUUUAAUGCCCUCCUAGGAAGAUUUCCCAUACUUUCCUCCCUUCAAUCAAAAUAUCCCAAGUUCAACAGGUCUGGCUCACUCCUCUCUAUUCAUCUAAGGUCUACUUUGUUCAGGAAUUUCUGUCUAGGACUCAGGCAGGACCAAGGAAAUCUUUUCAGUGACAUUUUAAAUAUCACUGUUUAUGGAAUGUGUAUAGAUAACUGAAUAACCAAAUAAGUGUUGUUUUGAAAGUAUCUUUAUUAAAAGAAUAUAAAGAACAGAAA